AUGGACGUGCGAUCCAUGCGCGACGACGAGGAUUCCAUGAGGUGGAGGUUGAGAUCAGUUUGCGUGAGCUUGUGUCUUGGGAUCAUGGAACAAUCAGAGAAUGUGCUGGUGGUACAAGACGACAAAGACAAGGCUGAUCCAGCAUGGCCUCCUUGGAAGCAGCUGCUGGAGGACCUUGCGGAAGCACAUCCUCCUCCGAGCACAGUCAAACUCGCGUACAAGAACCUGGGAGAUGCAGGAGCGUUCCGACUGGCUGAGCUCCUCAAAGGUCCACUCCAAGGAGUCAAAGUCCUUGACCUGAGCUGCACGUCUGUUGGUUCUUCUGGAGCAUGCGCAAUAGCAGCUGUCUUGCCCGGUCAUGCGGAGCUGCGAGCGCUUGACAUGAGCUCCAACGCUGUCACUGACGUCGGCGCUAUGGCGUUUGCUCAGAGCAUGACGAAGAACAGCUUGUUCCCGAGCGAGUGCGUGGAGGGCAAGAAACUGGCGGCAGGGAAAACUCUCGAAUCUGCGAGGGACGAGCGCAGGUUGUACCUGGUCAUCGGAGGAAGCUUGAUCGGAAAGAACGAGCAGCUUGCCUCCGCAAUAUGUGACAUGGGGAGCAAAGACGACAAGGAUGCAUGGAAGGGAGGAGGGAGCAAGAGAAAGAAAACGGAUGCGAAGAAGGAUAAGAACAACACGCUCCUGGAGCUCAACUUGCGGCAGAACUACAUUUCUGAUACGGGAGCAACCAGGAUCGCUAACGCCAUCCGCUCCAACAAAACUCUCCGAGUCUGUGACGUACAGAGCAACAGCUACGGGCAGGCAGGCAGGGCCUGCUUGCAUGACGCGUACAAGAGCAAUGGGCAGGUUGAGAGGAGCAUGCCGCUAGCAUGGCACGCGGCCGGUCGGACGGGCCAGGGGGAGGGGGAGGAGGGGACAGACGCUGUGCUGGCGAGACUCGCGCUUCCUCCUCGCAGCCUUGUGUCGGUUGACAGCGCGCUGGAUGCGAGUAAGACGAGGCACAGCAGGAAGAAGACUCCGUCCUCCAACGACAAGGGAGCGUCGCCGAGCAUGCAGCAGAACAACCUGAGGAGCUGCCCUCCUCCUGCUCUGCUGGGAUCGAGCUCGAGGAGCAAACCUGCGAUCUUCUGUGCCGACCACGACGACAACAGCAAGGCUGUGCGGAGAGGUCGUUUCCACUGUGUCAUGCUCUUCGUCCAGAAUACUUUCAGGCUAAAGAGAAUUCAAGCGCUCAGGAUGUUCCUGCUCUUAGCAAUCGUCGUUGCUACAGUGCUCCUGUGGAUCUCUCACUCGACGCUAGAGGACAUCGAGGACAGGAGCGGACGAGCCUUGCUCAGGACAGGUGACUUGUUGCUGCAGAUAUGA
This is a messenger RNA of Guillardia theta CCMP2712, 1365 nucleotides long. RefSeq lists its product as hypothetical. Gene Ontology annotation, molecular function: protein binding. Bases 1 to 1365 code for a protein of 454 amino acids. Lineage: Eukaryota; Cryptophyceae; Pyrenomonadales; Geminigeraceae. The record is from RefSeq and is a predicted model, not a curated record. The transcript is spliced from 16 exons.